AUGGGUGUCUACAAUUGGGCUAUCAAAACAUUGAAUUUUGACCUUCAAAGCGCCGGUGAGAAGAGGUUGCUUGACCUCCAUGCCUUGGAAGAAUUAAGGUUGGAUGCAUAUGAGAGUGCAAGGAUCUACAAAGAAAAGACCAAAGCUUGGCAUGACAAGCAUAUUAGCAAAAGGGAGUUUAAGGAAGGUGACAAGGUCCUAAUAUUCAAUUCCCGGUUGAAGUUAUUUCCGGGUAAGCUUAAGUCAAGAUGGAGUGGACCUUUCACCGUUAAGAAGGUAUUUCCAUAUGGAGCGAUAGAAAUCUCAAAUGACAAUGGUGAACCGUUCAAAGUGAAUGGCCAAAGGCUUAAGGCAUACUUUGACGGUUUUGUGCAUGAGGAAGCCAAGGUUGUUCACCUUGAUGAGUUUGAUGUUCCCUACUCUCAUUGA
Chenopodium quinoa (quinoa) is the source of this 429-nucleotide messenger RNA. RefSeq lists its product as uncharacterized. The record is from RefSeq and is a predicted model, not a curated record. Bases 1 to 429 code for a protein of 142 amino acids. NCBI's taxonomy places the organism in Eukaryota, Viridiplantae, Streptophyta, Magnoliopsida, Caryophyllales, Amaranthaceae. The transcript has a single exon.